AUGCCGGAGGAGUACAUCAUGUCGUCGAAGGCGUGCGUCUACGUCUUGGGUGGAUCGGCCAACGUUGCCGCGCUGUACGACUUUGACGGCGUCUACAUUCUGGACGGAGGAUUCGCCGAGAAGGCCACCGGAUUCGUGGCUCACGUGCGAAAUGUCAGCGCCGUCCUUCUCUCCGCUCCGACCAAAAAUAAUUUGGGCACGACGUCGGCGCUGCUAGAGCAGGUGCGUAUCCGUAUAAUCGCUGGUUUCCACGACGAUUUAUGACUCUUAGAGGGCUUAAAUCUCUUCAAAACAAAAAUGCUUCUAAAUGUGGUUCUAACCGAGGUAUAGUUGCAGGACAAGCCGCUGCCCGUGUUCACGAACACAAAGCCGUUGAAGAGCGCUCAAUCGGGAACCAGUGGGGAGCAGGUGAAGCUGAUUCAGGAGGCCAACUCUAAGUUGCUCUCCGUCCCACCGCCGCUCUUCUCCCCAAAAUACCAGCCACAAAUCAUCUACCAGUCGGCGGCUAAAGGCGUUCUCUCGCUCUACGUUCUCGCCGGAGAUUCCAAAGACGGAGAAGCGAUCACGAAGGCGUUGGCUUCUGGAAACGAGGGAGAAGUUGAGAAGGCCGCUGCCGUGCAUGGAACUAUCGCAGUCUUGUUGUGGCGCCCGGCUCAGGGAGACCAACCAGCGGUUCGCGUGCUCAUUUCGGGUGAGUGUUUCGCAAUAUUCUCGAUUUCUCAUGAGGCCACAACUAGCCGUAUUGCGAAAUUGUUCUGAAUGAAUGAAUGGCACCAGAAGAAUUUCUAAAUUAUACGUGUUUCUUUAGGGACCAGCUCGGUGGCUCGCAUUCAACAAUCGCUCGACAGGGCCGCCAAGUUUCUUCCAUUCCUCAACGCUCCAGUCGUCAAGUCAAAGGAUGCUCUUAACGAGAUUCCGGCUCCAGCCGUCCCUCGCGCUACUGCGCCGAGUAAGCCUCUGGUGAAGCCGACUUCUUCCGCAAACCGACCGGCUCCUGCUCCAGUACGUGCCCCGAUCCGUCCAGCAUCCACCGGCGCUGCAAGAGCAAUUCGCUCGGGACCGACUGCCAAGGCUCCAGCUCCCGCGCCUGCCAGAACUCGUCCGGCUCCUGCUUCCAAUGGAGCUCCUGCCCGUAAAACGGUUGCUCCGACGACUCGUGCUGCUCCAUCGGCUUCUUCUCAUGAGCCGAUCGCAGCCGUGAAGACUGUCGGAAAGGCUCAAGGAGCUGCUCCAUCAAAGGCUGCUGCUGCCAAAAAGGCUCCGGUCGCCGCUGCUCCUCACAAGGUUUGUGCUGUUUUUUGUGAGCUUAAGCCUUUUAUGUUUCGCCGUUUUUUGCUUUCUUAGCAGUGUUGUGUCGAUUUUGUAGAAGCAAUCUCCGCCAUCAUCGGUGGACUCUGCUCCAGCUGCUGCUGCUGUCGUCGCUCCAAAAGUCGUCGUCGAUCUGGACGAUUCAGUGAUAUGCUUGUCGGAUUUGAACCAGGAAAGUUCUGGUUCCAAUAAACCGUUCGAUAUCGUCGUCAUUCCGCCGACUCCGGAGCCGCCACGCAGCGAAGAAGUCUUCACGACGGAAGAGGAGCCCAAGGUAACUUAGAUGUUAUAAAUCCACUUGUCCACUGCUUUCUGUGUCGCAUUUCUUUCUAUAAAUGUUGUGGUUCGUGAUGGUAGUGGUAUCUUUUCAGCAGCCAGUCGUGGACGUGGAGCCAGAGAUUCCGCCGCCAGUUGAUGCGUUCAAGAAGCCGAAGCCAGAGCCAGAGCCAGCCUCUUCCGGUUCUGUGGAGCCAGAGCCAGUUGCUCCUGAAAUUGAAAAGCCGAAAGAGCCGGCCAGUCCAAAGGCUCAUGAGAAGCCAGCUCCAGUCUAUCCGACUCUGGAUGACGUUACUCUGGCGCCGUCGCUCAUCGACGUCGAUCCGAUUCAGCCAGCUCAUCCGGAGCCGUCUGCUCCAGUCAUUCCGGCUGAUCACGUUACCAUUGCCACGGAUGAUCCUACCCUUCCGGAUGUUGCCGUUGCCGUUCCAUUCGUUCCGCACGUUCCGGGCGGCAAGGACGAUGGACUCAUUGCUCUGGAUGACGAUGUGCAGCAUGUGGCACCUGGAUUCGAGGUAAUCUCAUUUCUGGCGCAUGAAAACACUCCCCUCGCACGUCCAUUUCCUCUACCUUUCUCGGGAACAAAUGCAACAGCGGUUAAAGCAUAAAUGUGAUUUCAAGAAAAUUCUGUUUCAGGAGCCCUUGAUUCCACAAGCCCCGCGCGAGGAUGGUACGCUCGCUGAUUGCAGCGAGGAAGUCUCGCAGAAGAAGGAGAUCAGCAUGGAUACGGACAAGACGGGCACUGAUGUGGACAUCUCUGCGCCAGUCGGAGAAAUCACUUGGAUUUCUUCUGAGUUCCAGAAUCUGGGUCUCGACGACAAGACUGAAGAGUACGUGCGAAAAAUCAGCAAUCAGAUGAUCGAGGACGCGACUCUGCCGUUCACCAGUGCUCUUGCCAGCAGCAUUGUCGGUGGAGAUGUGAUCGCAGUGAAGCCGGAUUCGGAGAAGCCACUUCUCGACUUUGGUACCAACGGAAACGGAACUGCCGAAGACCCGAAAGACACUUCGAAGCACGACUUGAUGCAGUCGCGCUCCAGCAUCAUCGAGAACGGCGCUGCAGUCGACUACGAGAAGGCGGAUCCAGCGAUCGACGAAAUUCUCGCCGCGUGCGCCAUUGAAAGUGAGAAGGUGGAUGCAGCCAGCACUCCGAACACUCCGAAGACUGUAAACACGCUGCCGCUCUUCAUGCCGGCUGCUACAGGAGUCCCAUUCGCAAAGCCUGUCAAAUUCGCUCGUCCAUACUAUUUCGACGUGGUGACUGUGCCGCACAACGCGAAGCUCGAGACCACUCUCAACGAAGACGGUCUGCACGAGUUCGUCUCGAAGGUGCGCGCUCGCAAUCUCGUCCUUCCAUCCAAGGAUAUCUCAUCGGACCAGCUCAGCUCCAUCAUGACCGGAAAGCAGACCUGGUGUGAGAGUGGUUAGUCCAUUUUUAUAUACUUCAUUUUGAUAUUUAUCUAAUUUCCAGCUCAUCCGUGCACCAUAAUUCCCACUCACACGUCGCCGAUGCUGCUCGAAUUCCGUCAGAAGCACGAGCCCAAUUUCCAGACGGUCCAUCUGUCGCUGGCCGUUCCCGUUGAGAAGCAGAGAACCACCGUCAGCUCGGAAGCCGGCGCCGUCGAAUACGAGUUGGCGCGAAUCGCUUUGGAGUAG
Messenger RNA from Caenorhabditis sp. 36 PRJEB53466, 3237 nucleotides. The record is from the annotation of a GenBank genome assembly. NCBI's taxonomy places the organism in Eukaryota, Metazoa, Nematoda, Chromadorea, Rhabditida, Rhabditidae.